Messenger RNA from Fusarium redolens, 379 nucleotides. RefSeq lists its product as uncharacterized. Lineage: Eukaryota; Fungi; Ascomycota; Sordariomycetes; Hypocreales; Nectriaceae. The transcript has a single exon. Bases 70 to 246 code for a protein of 58 amino acids. The record is from RefSeq and is a predicted model, not a curated record.
AUCACCUAUCACCUAUCAGCCACCACAUCCCUAAAGCAGCCUCCCUCACACAAGGCAGAAGAACUCAAAAUGAACGAUACCUCCGCACCUGGAGAGCCGCAGGUGGUGCGCAACGGUCUGCAAUCACCUCCUACCAACGCCUUGAAAGACAUGGCAAGCCGCCUCGCAACCAAACCUCACGAUGCCCAACCCAACUAUGACAUGAUGUCAACUGGAUCGAACCUGGUAUGUAUUGUACAGCGAUAAUUACGCCUGCGAGGAAUGACACUUACGAUACCUCUAGAAGACGAGGGAAAACCUGACCGAUACAACUGAGGAUUUGACCAUCAACGGAGACAGCAAUGCUUCCUAGGGUUCGUUUACCUCCAUGCCUAUGACU